AUGUUCCUCCUCGUCGAUUACCGCUCCCCCAUCAACACGCAUGGCCACUCCCUAACAACCUUGGUCCAGAUGAUGUUCGUCUCUGGCGAGACCGGUGAGCCUUCUCCUGAGACCACGACUCUGAUAGAGUCCAUUGUCCAAGACCAGGUGCAGCAUAUGCUCCGCGAAUGUACAACUCUCGCCACUCGCCGCGGCUCCAAGUCGAUAGGUACAGACGAUCUCUUCAUGCUCAUCCGGCAUGACCGCGCCAAAAUCUCCCGCCUGCGGCAUUUCUUACAGUGGAAGGAUGUCCGCCGCUCCGUCAAGGACAGCGACGAUAAGGGUGGCGACGCAGGUGCGGACGUCGCAGCAGGAGACGCAGACCUCGCUGCUGGAGUCGUUGGAGCAGGACCUGCUGCGCCAGGUGAUGCGGGAAAGAAGGCGAAGCGCGCAAAGGUGGACCUAGUAUGGGACGUGCAAUCCUUUUUCGCAGAGAACCCACCCUUGAUGGACGAUGUCGAAGACGAGGAAGAGGAAGAGAUGAACUACGCGACCCUGCAACGUCUUAAGAACGCCGACGAGCGCACCAAGAACAUGACCAGAGAAGAAUACGUUCACUGGUCUGACUGCCGACAAGCUUCUUUCACUUACCGCAAGGGCAAGCGGUUCAAAGAAUGGGCUGGCUUUGGGUUGAUCACGGAUUCGAAACCAAGCGACGACAUCAUUGAUAUCCUAGGUUUCUUGACAUUUGAGAUCGUGCAGACCCUCACAGAAGAGGCGUUGAGGGUUAAGGAAGCUGAAGAUCUGUACAAGAAGAGCACCGGGGGCGGCGCCGAAGCAAAUCGGCUGAAGAGGAAGAGGGAAAGGGGUCUUUUUGAUCCACCGGAAGAGGCUAGGGAGCCAGUGCAGCCUGGGCAUGUGCAGGAGGCGUAUCGCAGACUCCAGCGGGGAAACAUGAAAUCCAGAGCGAUGCUGAACUUUACGAAGAGCGUGCAUCGCGCGGCACUGAAGCUGGUGAGUUUACUUCCUGAAUAUGGAACGAUGAGAUGA
Messenger RNA from Didymosphaeria variabile, 1029 nucleotides. It is a transcript of the gene SPT3, whose product is annotated as Transcription initiation protein spt3. The coding region runs from base 1 to 1029 and encodes 342 amino acids. The record is from RefSeq and is a predicted model, not a curated record. Lineage: Eukaryota; Fungi; Ascomycota; Dothideomycetes; Pleosporales; Didymosphaeriaceae. Gene Ontology annotation, biological process: transcription by RNA polymerase II. Gene Ontology annotation, cellular component: SAGA complex. The transcript has a single exon. Gene Ontology annotation, molecular function: transcription coregulator activity; protein heterodimerization activity.